Suncus etruscus (white-toothed pygmy shrew) is the source of this 3640-nucleotide messenger RNA. RefSeq names its product SMAD family member 5 (gene SMAD5). Gene Ontology annotation, molecular function: DNA-binding transcription factor activity, RNA polymerase II-specific; I-SMAD binding; RNA polymerase II cis-regulatory region sequence-specific DNA binding. The coding region runs from base 163 to 1560 and encodes 465 amino acids. The record is from RefSeq and is a predicted model, not a curated record. The transcript has 6 exons. NCBI's taxonomy places the organism in Eukaryota, Metazoa, Chordata, Mammalia, Eulipotyphla, Soricidae. Gene Ontology annotation, biological process: cell differentiation; regulation of transcription by RNA polymerase II; SMAD protein signal transduction. Gene Ontology annotation, cellular component: heteromeric SMAD protein complex.
CCAAUGAAAGAAGCCUAUGGCACUUAAGAAGAUAAAAAGAUUACCCUUUCUCUUUUGAUUGGAACUUCUGCUUAGGACUGUAUGUGAAUUUGCACCUGCUAUCUGUUCUUUCAUUUGCUACUGACUUUGAGUUGCAGGAAGGUCUCUGAAGAUUUAUAUCAAAUGACGUCAAUGGCCAGCUUGUUUUCAUUUACUAGUCCAGCAGUAAAGCGAUUGUUGGGCUGGAAGCAAGGUGAUGAGGAGGAGAAAUGGGCAGAAAAGGCAGUUGAUGCAUUAGUUAAAAAGCUCAAGAAGAAAAAGGGUGCCAUGGAGGAACUGGAGAAAGCCUUGAGCAGUCCAGGGCAGCCGAGCAAAUGUGUCACUAUACCCAGAUCAUUAGAUGGACGCCUGCAGGUCUCUCACAGAAAAGGCUUACCCCAUGUUAUCUAUUGCCGAGUUUGGCGCUGGCCGGAUUUGCAGAGUCACCAUGAGCUAAAGCCAUUGGAUAUCUGUGAAUUUCCUUUUGGAUCGAAGCAAAAAGAAGUUUGUAUCAAUCCAUACCACUAUAAGAGAGUGGAGAGUCCAGUUUUACCUCCAGUAUUAGUGCCUCGUCAUAAUGAAUUCAACCCACAACACAGCCUUCUGGUUCAGUUUAGAAACCUGAGCCACAAUGAACCACAUAUGCCACAAAAUGCCACGUUUCCAGAUUCUUUUCACCAGCCCAACAAUACUCCAUUCCCCUUGUCUCCAAAUAGCCCUUACCCACCUUCCCCCGCUAGCAGUACGUAUCCCAACUCCCCAGCAAGUUCUGGACCAGGAAGUCCAUUUCAGCUCCCAGCUGAUACUCCUCCUCCUGCCUAUAUGCCACCAGAUGAUCAGAUGGGUCAAGAUAAUUCUCAACCUAUGGAUACCAGCAACAAUAUGAUUCCUCAGAUUAUGCCCAGUAUCUCCAGCAGAGAUGUUCAACCUGUUGCCUAUGAGGAGCCCAAACAUUGGUGUUCAAUUGUCUAUUACGAAUUAAACAAUCGUGUCGGGGAAGCUUUUCAUGCCUCUUCUACCAGUGUGUUAGUAGAUGGAUUCACAGAUCCUUCAAAUAACAAAAGUAGAUUCUGCUUGGGGUUGUUGUCAAAUGUUAAUCGGAAUUCAACAAUUGAAAACACUAGGCGACACAUUGGAAAAGGUGUUCAUCUGUACUAUGUUGGUGGAGAGGUAUAUGCAGAAUGCCUCAGUGACAGCAGUAUAUUUGUACAGAGUAGGAACUGCAACUUCCAUCACGGCUUUCAUCCUACCACUGUCUGUAAGAUUCCAAGCAGCUGCAGUCUCAAAAUUUUUAACAAUCAAGAGUUUGCUCAGCUUCUAGCUCAGUCUGUCAACCAUGGGUUUGAGGCAGUGUAUGAGCUCACCAAAAUGUGCACUAUUCGAAUGAGUUUUGUCAAGGGCUGGGGAGCAGAAUACCACCGUCAGGAUGUUACUAGCACCCCAUGUUGGAUUGAGAUUCAUCUUCAUGGUCCUCUUCAGUGGCUGGAUAAAGUCCUCACUCAGAUGGGUUCCCCUCUGAACCCCAUAUCUUCUGUCUCAUAGUGCAGAAGUUUUCUUUUCAAUUACACUAUUCGUGAACUGUUUUAAUUUUAGGGAAACUUUUUAGUACAGAUACUGUGAGCAUAUUUGGAAAAUGGAUAUUACACCUUAUUUUUUUCUACAUAAUUGUGACCAAUACAUUUGUAUUUCGUGAUGAAUCUACAUUUGUUUUUAUUUGUGUUCAUGUGAUUAACUCUCAAAAGUGUUGUGAAAAUACAGAGUAGGUAUUGUGCCCCGGUUCAGAAGUUUGACAUCAGUUUUAAACUGGAACAUACUUUUGCCCUGUUGUCCCCAGCAGUUCUUUGUGGUUGCUAAUUUUUUUUUAGUUAUUCAUCAAAUGAUGAAAAAUUAUAAUAUUUUAAGAGGAUAUUCAGUGGAAAGUCUUCCCUUCUACUCUUGAUCCUCUAGAAUCUGUACUUUAACCAGUUUCUUUGUCCCACCAACUUUAAGAAAGUAUAAUUCCUUGUUUUGUGAAAGUAUAUAGUAAGGACUUGAAAGAAGAUAUAAAACUUUUAUUUGAAGGAACACUAUGCACUGCUCUAACAAGUAAUGUUCGGUAAAAGCAAAGUGAUAGUUUUUUAGGUAUCAUAAAAUGUACACUUAAUACUGCUAAAUGUCAGUGUAUUGUGACUUCAUUCAUCAGAUCUUUUGUAAAACAUUUCCUUUGUCCUUAAAAAAAUGACUGCAAACAACAAAUCUCCAGUAAGAUGGCAUUUAUUCAGAAUCUCUCAGAUGUACUACUACUUUAUAACUAGUAUCCGUGCAUGCACAGCCUUUUUUUAAGGCCAUGUUUGCUGUUUAUGGCUAACUUUGCAAGAACUCUAAUUUUGACAUGCAUUAAUUUUUCAUUUUGCACUUUGAUAGAUGACAGUUUUUAGUAUAAUCUUUUGUGAAACACACUCAAAUGACUUGGACUUAGAUGCUCAUCUUUAUUUUCUUGGGUACCUUUUGUAUUAAGAAACACUGUAAUCUAUAGUUAACUUGUAGAAAGUUACUCUCUUUUUCUAACUUUUUAGUUCAGCCUAGAUUAUAACACUUAUUCUGUUGCUCCAGUUUAAGGUGCCUUUUUAAUUCCCUGUCAUGAAUGUUAAUAAUGUUAGAAAGUCAUGGACUUAAACCUACUGCAACUUGUGCUGGUCUCCGCAUGCAAGAGUCUAUAAACAUAGGGAUCCUGAGGAAAGAGGCCAGUGAUAUGAUACUCUGUAAACAGCAGUGGUGGUUGGAAUCGCUGAUUUUUAAGUAUGUUCGCAUACUAAGAAGGCAGACUGCUUUUUUUUUGGUUUCAGGCAUACUAGUCUUUUUCUUUGCACUCAUGAAGAUGCUCAGAAAAUCCUCCCAGAAAAAAUACAUGAUGACUCUAAAAUAUCUACUUGAUUGAUCAGUGGUGGUUAAAGGCUUCAUUAAAAAGCUUUGACCCCUCCUUUUGAGGGAGCAGUCAAAUAAACACUUAAGGCAUGAAAACAAAUUACUUUAGGAAAAGAUCUUAAUUUGAUUAUUGGAAGAAGCUUAUUUUCUGGUGCCUUCUGAAAGUACAUGGAGCCACGCCUUCUGUUUAAGAAUUUGAUUUGACUUUCUGUUUUCUACUUUGCCCUUUUACUUUUAUGAGGAAAAAUAUGCUUUUAGCCUUUUUUUUUUUUGAAGAAAGAGGGACACUUUUUAUUUCCUGUAAUGUUAUUUAUUGCUUUUACAAAGUGCAGCCAAUGGAUGGUUUUAGUUUUAAAGUGCCAUACAUGUUUCAGAUCACAGUUCUUUACUUGGAAGAAGGACAUUCUCUGAUAGUCACCUAAGCCUUAUAUUUGUGUGACAUGCAUUUUCACACUUUCAGAGUUGUCAGUCACAAGAAAGAUUAUUUGCUUGGUGAUAGAAUUGACCUAUUUUUACCUAAUAGGCUUAUGACUUCAGUGGGCUUGAACUGGUAGAAACUAUUGUUUCAUUGAUGUCUUUACUUGACUCAAUUAAAAGUGAAUUUUAUUUGGGUCAAUAUUCUGUCAUAGCGUUUAGUGCUGACUAGAAUUUCAUUUGCCUGGCCUUCUCUGUUUUCUUUAAAAAAUUGAUCUCAGUGACAGUAUGAAAACUAUUAGCU